AACGUCACAGUAUUUCCGCCAGCAGGAAAAUAAACAGACUGGCAUUGACUUUAUACACGAGAAAACUCAAAGCUGACACUGUUUGCAAAUUCCACCGUGGCGCUCUAUUUUUUAGUGUUUGGAAUUCUAAGUGAUUAUUUUGGAAGCUAGAGGAACAUAUGAAUAUGAAUAUUUGUCAAGGUAUAGAAGAGAUGUUUAAAAAAUAAAAGUCUUGAGUAGCAGAAAUCAAUUUCUCUGAUUGGAAGAGAAUAUUAGACACAAAGGCAAGCAAUUUUGGCACUGGAAUACGCCUACCCGUUUUGAUGUCUAAAUAUCGUAAAGAUGGUGAAAACAUUUCAGAAAUAUCUACCAAACAAAUGUCACCGCACAUAUAGUUGUGUGCAUUGCCGAGCUCACCUAGCCAAUCACGACGAACUGAUCUCAAAGUCUUUUCAAGGGAGUCAGGGUCGAGCCUAUCUCUUCAAUGAUGUAGUAAAUGUAGGCUGUGGACCAGCAGAAGAAAGAGUUUUAUUAACUGGUUUACAUGCUGUAGCAGAUAUAUUUUGUGAGUGUUGUAAGACUACGCUGGGAUGGAAAUAUGAACAUGCUUUUGAAUCUAGUCAGAAAUAUAAAGAGGGCAAGUUUAUUAUAGAACUAGCCCAUAUGAUUAAAGAUAAUGGAUGGGAAUGAUAUGUCCACAGUAGAGCCAGAAGUCAAUUUACUUCACUAUUUCCAACCGAACAGUGCUAUUUAUGAUGUCACUCUUGGUAAACAGAGUUUAGGGGGAGACAAGUGACAAUUCUACUAUCUGUGAUGUGAAGUUGUGCUGUUAUUGGACAAUCAGGACCAAGUUAUAAUACCUUAUUAAUGGUAUAAACUAAUAGUGUCAUCUUUUUGUUUUAUAAUAUAUUAUAACUGUUGGGUAUAUCAUGUCCGCAUGUACCGACUGGUUAUUUCUCAAAAUGUCACUAACGAUUACCAUUUCAACAAACGAAAACAGAAAGAGAACUGAUUUAGAAAUGGUGGACUAUUAUUAUGAUAACUUUAAGACACAUAUUGGAUGUUUUCGGCCUUAUGUCCCUACUGACAAAGUAACUUUGACUACAAGUAAUAUUUCAUGUGUUUCGGUCAACUAGAAUUCCAAUAGCUAAAGAGCUUUUGGAAAGACUUAACAUUGUUGAUGCUUCUUGUGGAGUCCUUGGAUGGACACCAUGGUGGGAAAAUGGUGUUUAAAGUGAACUCUCUUUAUUGAUAUAUAAUAUUCUGUGAUUAAGACUGCUAUUAUGUUCUGUGACGCCAACAGAAAUAAACAAGUAAAUAAACAAACAAACAAUAACAAAGAACAAGCUUUAUUCAGGAAAAGAGAAUAUUUUUGUAAAUUCAUUUGGCUACAAUCUAUUUAUUUUAGCAACUAGCUAUGAUUAGUCUUUGCACUCUUCUGUGAUUACGGUAGUUUGAUCAAAUGUUCUGAACUUUAACCUUUGUCAGCUUCACGAUAAUCUUUAUGCCAACAUUUGCUCCUUAUGCAAAGUUUGGAAGAUUUCGUUUGAGUAAGUAUAAUUACGCCACAAUAGUUCAGAAUUUCUUGUCCUAAUAGAAGAAGAAAAAUGCUUUUUUAAAUCAAAUGAUUAAAAGAUUGAAAAAAAAAGAGAAAAAAUUAAAAUGUUAAAAAAUAUUUGAAUUUUUGUUUCUGGAUUUGAGUUUUUAUUUAUUUAUUUGAACUAUUAUUAUUAUAGAUGACAAGCAUCCUUACGAUGUAUAUUUCACUUUCUUUUGGCUUUGUUUAAAGAGUUAAUUAACGUAUCUACAAGUGUAGAUUUCCUUUACAUAUCAAGUUAAAAUAGAUUACUAAUUCUCAUAUUUCAUCUUAAGAAUCCAUCUUUGCAUAUUGAUACUGGAAUUGAAAUAAUUCAGAUUGAGGUAAUCCAGGCAUGAAAUUAUUUUAACCUUCAUUUAGAAGAAUACGGAUUGCAAAUUUCUGAAACAUAUAAGUAAUAUGUAGUAUGGUUAUUAUUUAUUGAUAAGAAAUUGGUUUUGAGUUUGUCUACAUUUUUUAAAAAACUGUAUAUAUUUUGUCACAUCAUCAUCAUUAUUAAUUGUCAAUGUCAUUUUGUCAUACUUUACACUAUAUGCCAUUAUAUUUCUAUUUAGUGCAUACAAUGUAUUUGUAUAGUACAAUAUUUCCUAUAUGUAACAAUAGUUUAUUCUUUGAAAAUUCAUAAUGAUUGUUGUAUAUUGUUGUCACCACUGUCUGUCCUUUUGUCAUCCUCAACUGCUCAUGAAUGCUUAUGGAGUUAUGACUCUUGAUCACUUAGAAAUCUUGUGGAUGUUUCAGAGACUGAAGUUAUCAUCCGAUUGACUUGAAAUGUAAACGCAGUGUUUAUGAGAUGAAGAAGCCUAAUGUAAUUAGAGUGUAAUGUUCAUUGAUUUCUAAUUAUUUGUGUUGUAGUUAUGGCCCAUGAUGUAUUUGAAAAUUUUUGUGAACCCUCCAGAGGUUACGGUUAUCAUCUGAUUGUUUCUCUUCAUGAGUUGAUGAGUUGAAAAAGCCUUUUGGUUUUCAACUUGAACAGCUAAAUUUAUCCUGUUUUGUUUAUGUUAAUGCCAGGGAGAAAUAAAACCAGUCAAAUUUUUAUUAAAUUAAUUCUAUUGAUUACAUCAAAGGUUGUUGCCCUUGAUCAGUUUUUAGUAUCUUGUAAAUUCUCCCAUUAUCUUGAAAAAAAUAAAAAUGUGACAGUUGUUAUGGACUGUUCUCCCAACUUAGCUGCUGUGAGUGUACCUAUUGUUACUUGGUAACCUAUCUUUCAUGAAAUAAUAAUAAUAAUGUAUUGAGGUUGUAUGCACCCCAUUUACAUUAGGUCCCAAUAAAGUUGUAGUACCAGGAGUAUAAAUCUUUUCGAAUUUGUUUAAAAGUCCGAACUGUGUAUCCUUCUACUUUUGCUGUGCUAACAGGUUAAAGAGCCCAUAAAUAAAACGAGCACACUAUUUAGCUCUUGCUAAUAUUCAUGAUGAGUACUUUCAAAUGAAUGAAAUUAUUAUGAGAAACCCAGAUUCAGUGAGAGAAAAACAGUAAUUGUUCUAAAUAUUUAAUAUAAGCUUAUAUUUCAAACAUACUUAUUAUAUUUCACACUUAUACAUAUAUAAUAUAUUGGGUAUCGCAGCAUCGCUUAUUUUAACUUUUCCUUAUAUUUAUUCAAGCUUUUUUAGUAAAUCUAUAACAGGCACAGGCUAACAGCUAUUUUCAAUACAUUAUUAUUAUUAUUACAGCAUAUUUAUAGAGAGCCCUUUCAUAUAACAGUGUUGAGGCACAUUACAAAACAAGAAGAUUAUUGACAUCUUAACAGUUAACAAAAAUUUUAGUCAUUGAGUAUUUAGUAGAAAUUAUUUUAGGCUUAACUGUGGUAUUUGCUUUUAUUUAGUGCUAUCAUUUCAUAUUGUUUUAUACUUGUAUGUUAUUUUAUUUUUUUAGUUAAAUUAGUGCAUAUCUUAACAAUAGUAUCCUAAUUUUAAUAAUAAUUGAUAAAAAAAAAAAAAACAGUUAAGGGGGAAAAUAAUUUAAAAAGAUUUUUUAAUUAAGUAACUGGUACUAUAAUCAUAGUGCUAUUCAAAUUUUGUAAACUAAUCAGUGAUAUUUUUUUUGUGUGUGUGUGUGUUUAAUUACUUAUGCUUUAAAUAUUUAUUUAUUUCAGUUUAAAAAUCGAAAAAGGUUCCAAUAAUUCAAGCAUUGCUCUAGUCAUUUCAGAAUUUUUUAAUAUCAUGACAGAUAUUAGGAAAUUUACUAUCAAUAGUCUUACUGUACAUUAACAGUGUCUAAAAUAAUAUAAUUAUUAAUAUUUAAUUCUUAGUACAGUACCAGCUUGUAAUAUCAUAAUGCUGAAAUUUGUUAUUUCUGAAAAUGAAAAUUAAAAUGUCGCCACUCCUUAGCAUCAAAGAGAUCACAAUUUGUAAAUGUUCACCCUAAUUCAACUCUCCAUGUAUGCUUUAUACUUCAGCCUGUACUUGUCAUCAAUUAUCAUAUUAGUAUUAUUAUCACCAGUAAUAAAAGAUAUAUCCAUGUAAUGUGUUGUUCUGAAAAAUUGACAAGUCUCAGUUUUUUUUUUCAUUCGUCUCAUUAUUUUGUUCAUUAACCUAUCUUUAUUUUGUGUGAUCAACGCUAAUCUUAGAAAUUUAUUUAUUAUAUUAUCUAGCUAAUGAUUUAGCCUAUUUUUUUUUAAUGUGAAUAAUGUUUUUUUCCUUCUUGAUAUAGUUUUCUAGUUAUACAUAUUUGAAUUUUUUUGGUAUGAGAAUUGGUGUUUGUGUUAAAUCCAUAAGCCAUUAAUAAUCAUGUAUUUUGGAGUUACGUAAAUAUUGCUAAAUGUUUUGUACAGUAAUCAUUUUGUAACAACUGAGCUGGGAUGGAUUUUAUUGUGAAAGCUGAAAGUGCAUAGGUUGAUCAGAAUUGAACAUACAUAUUGAUUUGGGGUUAUUUUGGGGGCGGGGAAGGAUUCAAAACAUAACAUUGAUAAUAUAUGUUGACAAAAAGAAUUAAAUAUUUUCUGAAAGCAUAACACAUCAUAUUGCAUUGACUAACUGUUUUAAAACUUCUAUCAACUAUGCACUUUUAACUGAAUGCGUAUUGCCAUUUUGAGUUAUAGAUGAAUUUUCUAUAUUUUUUAGAAAUUUUAAAGGGAAAGAUCGAAAGAUUCUUUAGUUACAACAUGACUCAUAACAUGUAUUUUUUUUUUUCCAUUCGGGUUUAAGUAUUAGACAAAUAUUAUAAAUCUGGUAACAAAAAUAUUGUCACAAUUUCAUAAAUUGGAUGACAUUGGAUUGCUACAAUACUAUGAGUGAUUGAAUUUGUUAAAGAAUAUAUGUAAUUCAUCAAUAAGUGUAGACGAAAGGACCAGCUCAAGCUGUUGAUCAUAGUUUUCUGGGUAUUGUCUGAAGAUAUUUUUUAGUGUAGUUAUUUUUGAGAUUGGGAACAGUAUGUAUGGUGAUAGAUGUAAUUAUUUAUUUAAUAUUAUUAAUAAUCUAAUUAUUGUUGUGAUAUAAAAAUGUAGUUUGAUAUUUAUUGUGUAAUGUUCUCUUGAAAAAAAAAGACAUCACAGUUUAAAUAGUUUGAGGAAUAUUAAGAAAAAUACUACAUUGUGUAUGUACCUAAACUUUUCAGUUUUUGCCACAAUUAUCUACAGUGAAUGAAAGAGUUUUGACAUAGAUGUAUAUAUCAUACUUUUGUUUUAUCUAUUUGUUGGUAUAAACAUCCCUGAAAUUCUUUUAAUUCUAAACUAAUGACUGAUAUAAAAAAUAAAUUAAAUUAAAUUUUGGAGGUAACAUUUGGCUUUGUCAAAUGUAUAAAUAAAUAUAAAAGCGCAAGUGAUCAAUUUUGGCCAUGUAAAAUCAUUACUAUUCCUUGGUACUUCCAUAUAAGGAGAAAUAUUCAUUCUAUAUUGAACUCAACACAGAUUUUAUUUAUCAUAUUGGCUUCAGAUUACCAAGUUUACUUGGACCUAUCAGUACAAGUUUUGUUAUGGUAACCAACAUGUACAGAUUUAACUACCAGCACUUUUUUUUAAAAUGAAUUCCUUACAAUAGGCCUACACGCAGCAUGUGACUAAUGCAUUAUUGAUGUUUAAAUUUUUCACAAAAAUUUCUUGAAAUUGAACUUGCAGCCAUUUAUAUUUCAUCCUUUCUAAUGAUCACCUUCAUCAAUCUAGUGCCAUCAAUUUUAUUUGGUCUAGUAAGGUUAUCUAUUAUCUUUCAAAAAGCUUAGUCUUAAAAGGGUACAUACACAUGUAUAAAUUAAAGUACUUUAGCAUUAUUCAUGUAUUAAUUUGAACAUAUGAAUAAUGCUUUUGUAAUAAGGAAAGUCUUUCAUUUUGUAAUAAAAAUAAUAAAAAAUGUAACAACAGUACUAAUUUCUAAACUACAUUUUGUGUAUGAAUGUAAAACAGACAAAAUAAGUUUAUAAAUGAAGAUCGUGUUGCCAAAUAAAUAUAUUUCAUUUUCAAGCAUUUCAUAUAAAUUGUAAGAUAAACAAUCAUGCAGUAAAAAAACAAUAAAAUGUAUCGCUGAUGGUGAA
This is a messenger RNA of Patella vulgata (common limpet), 6034 nucleotides long. Its product is annotated as protein yippee-like 1. The transcript is spliced from 5 exons. The record is from RefSeq and is a predicted model, not a curated record. Bases 322 to 669 code for a protein of 115 amino acids. Lineage: Eukaryota; Metazoa; Mollusca; Gastropoda; Patellidae.